This is a messenger RNA of Phaethon lepturus (White-tailed tropicbird), 879 nucleotides long. RefSeq names its product 2-oxoglutarate and iron-dependent oxygenase domain containing 2 (gene OGFOD2). The record is from RefSeq and is a predicted model, not a curated record. Bases 1 to 879 code for a protein of 292 amino acids. The transcript has 6 exons. Gene Ontology annotation, molecular function: L-ascorbic acid binding; iron ion binding; oxidoreductase activity, acting on paired donors, with incorporation or reduction of molecular oxygen. NCBI's taxonomy places the organism in Eukaryota, Metazoa, Chordata, Aves, Phaethontiformes, Phaethontidae.
AUGGUGGAGAUUGAGGCAGAAGUGCAGAGAAGAAAACAGUUAAUUCAUCAGUCUGUGGAACGCAAAGCCAUCAUCUCAAAGUGCUACAAACGAAAACACCCAGAAGUGUACAUUCUGCAGGAUUCAUUCCUGGCCCCAGAUUUUCUGGAAAUUGUGAGAUACUGCACAUCACCAGAUGCUCAUCUCCAUGGCCUCCUGCGCUACAUCAAGUCCUUCUCAGAUAAGAGGAUCUAUCGACUCCCAGUGUUCACAGAGGAGUUCUGCCAAGCCUUUGUUGAUGAGCUGGAGAACUUUGAGCAGUCGGACAUGCCUAAAGGCAGGCCCAACACUAUGAAUAAUUAUGGGGUUUUGCUAAAUGAGCUUGGGAUGGAUGAAACAUUCAUCACAACCCUGCGUGAAAAAUACCUGCAGCCCAUAACGGCACUGCUUUAUCCCGACUUGGGGGGUGCUUGUCUGGACAGCCAUAAAGCAUUUGUUGUCAAGUACUCGCUACGUGAAGAUCUGGAUUUGAGCUCUCACUAUGACAAUGCCGAAGUCACCCUAAAUGUUUCGCUGGGAAAAGACUUCACAGAAGGCAACCUGUACUUCGGGGAUUUCAACCAGGAUCCUACCCCUGUGCCAAAGUACAUAGAGGUUGAACACGUAGGAGCCCAGGGGCUGUUACACCGAGGCGGGCAGAUCCACGGGGCACUUCCCAUUGCCUCCGGGGAGCGCUGGAACCUCAUUAUUUGGAUGCGAUCAUCUGCCAUCCGCAACCAGCUCUGCCCCAUGUGCAACAAGAAACCCGAGCUGGUGGAAGCAGAGGGCUUUGGAGAUGGCUUCACAGAAACCCUUGAAGAUGAUGCGCCUGAGACUGUGAAUCUCUGUUCCUUGUGGUAG